Molecule: messenger RNA, 923 nt
Organism: Phacochoerus africanus (Common warthog)
Lineage: Eukaryota; Metazoa; Chordata; Mammalia; Artiodactyla; Suidae
Gene: HOXD12
Product: homeobox D12
Exons: 2
Coding region: 8-820 (270 amino acids)
Biological process (GO): regulation of DNA-templated transcription
Molecular function (GO): sequence-specific double-stranded DNA binding; DNA-binding transcription factor activity, RNA polymerase II-specific
Source: RefSeq, a predicted model, not a curated record
GUUGGAGAUGUGUGAGCGCAGUCUCUACAGAGCGGGCUAUGUGGGCUCGCUUCUGAAUCUGCAGUCGCCAGACUCCUUCUACUUUUCCAACCUGCGGCCGAAUGGCAGCCAAUUGGCCGCGCUUCCCCCCAUCUCAUACCCGCGCGGCGCGCUGCCCUGGGCCACCACGCCCGCCUCCUGCGCCCCAGCGCAGACCGCCGGUGCCACGGCCUUCGGCAGCUUUCCCCAGCCCUACCUGGCUGGCUCUGGGCCUCUUGGCCUGCAGCCCCUCGGUGCCAAGGACGGAUCCGAAGAACAGGCCAAGUUUUAUACUCCCGACGCGGCUGCCGGGCCGGAGGAGCGUGGCCGUGUGCGGCCGCCCUUCAUCCCUGAGUCAAGCUUGGCCCCCGCGGCCGCUGCUCUCAAAGCAGCCAAGUACGACUACGCGGGCGUGGGCCGUGUAGCGCCGGGCUCUUCGGCGCUGCUCGAGGGGACACCCUGCUCCGCUGGCUUCAAGGACGACGUCAAGGGCCCGCUCAACUUGAACAUGACAGUGCAGGCGGCAGGCGUCGCCUCCUGCCUGCGACCUUCGCUGCCCGACGGCCUGCCGUGGGGGGCGGCCCCGGGGAGGGCUCGCAAGAAGCGGAAACCCUACACUAAGCAGCAGAUUGCCGAAUUGGAGAACGAAUUCCUUCUCAACGAAUUUAUCAACCGGCAGAAGCGCAAGGAAUUGUCCAACAGGCUGAACCUCAGCGACCAGCAAGUCAAAAUCUGGUUCCAGAACCGGCGUAUGAAGAAGAAGCGCGUGGUGCUGCGCGAGCAGGCGCUGUCGCUGUACUAGCCCCUGGUGUGGCUUCGGCGGGGCUGGGCCUGCCUUUUUUCACCGAAGCCUGGCUUGCAGGAAGAGAGGGGAUAGGGCUUUUCUUCUGCUCCUUCUCUGCUGG